Messenger RNA from Odontomachus brunneus, 813 nucleotides. RefSeq lists its product as uncharacterized. NCBI's taxonomy places the organism in Eukaryota, Metazoa, Arthropoda, Insecta, Hymenoptera, Formicidae. The record is from RefSeq and is a predicted model, not a curated record. The transcript is spliced from 3 exons. The coding region runs from base 188 to 625 and encodes 145 amino acids.
AGGGAAUGCGCGCCGCCACCAUCGUUCAUUCACAACCACCUGCUCGACGAGGUAACAUCGUUUCGGUGUCAUCCGUCAUCGGCGACAGACCGACAGGGCGCAGCAAGGAAGAACUUUCGUUUCUUCGGUGACUAUUCUCGCGGUCAACGCAAUCGAAACGCACGCACGUCUUCGACAACGCGGCGCUAUGUGGAAUAACGCGACUUCCGGCUUCACCUUUUCGAUUUACCUCUUCGUCCUUCUACUAACGGUUCUGGCUUCCGGGAGUGACAAGGUGGAGGCGAAACGUGGCUGUUCGAUAUUCGGUCAUUCGUGUUUCGGAGGCCAUGGAAAGAGAUUCGACCCGCUAGCGCGGCGCAUGCUAGAAGCAAGCAAUAACCUGCCGAGCCGACAUUCCCAAGAGUCCGAAAUACCGUCGACGAAUGAUGGUGACGACGACAACGACGAUGAUUUACUCUUCAUUCUUCCAAAUGAUAAGCUGCGGGAACGCUCAGAGCGAUCGUUCAUUCCUCCUCGGCGGGACACUCGACCGUUCAAUUCCUACCGACUGUCGUCUCUUGUUGACCAAUGGUUGGCGACGCAUCGUCGUCCGCAUCGCACGGACCUGGAAGUAACUAAUAAAUAAAGGGAGUGCAUACAGGCGAAUUGUCUGCGUAUGUGUGUCAAGACGAAGCAACUUCCACCUAAUUAAUCGGAAGGAGAAUUAAUAAUAUGUGUUAUUUAUUUAGUUAUUAUGCCGAAUCUAUAAUCAAUGACGCCGUUGCAUAUCUUUUCCGUGCUGUUGCGACAAUCACGUUUCUCGCGAGCGUUAAU